UUUUGUACAGAAGAAUGGCUGCCAUCUUUAGUUUUCGAUGGAUGUUUUCCGAAGAGAUCGUGAAUUCUCGUAUUUAUUGUGGUAUUUAAUAACGUAAUAAAAUCUCGAAUAGUGAAAUAACGUUUCCCGCGAUGUAAAGAGUGUUUUUUCGUUUAUUAUUUAAGCUGCCCUGGUGUGACUUCUAUUAAAAAAUGCUUGUGUUUACAUCCAAGUUUAAAGUGAGCUUCUGUAUUCCUGUCAUAUUAAGAGGAGCUUCGAGCUGCUGCUUCCCUAUGGUGCAAAAACUCUCGAGUGAAAAAGAUUAAUACUCUACAAACUAAGAAUGGACUAAAAGUUUCAAUAUUCCAAAAUUGCGAAAAUCUGAGGCAAUACACAUACGCUGACUCCAAUGAAAGAUAUCGAAUGACGAUGCUUGCACUUAAAAAUUCUGAUUACGCGCCGGUUUGGAAGAAUUACUCAAUCCUCGAACCGUGCUAGAGCGAGUCCGUGUUGUAGGAGCACCAUGUUGUACGGUUGAUACGGUUGAUUUAAAAAGAGAGAGGAAUCGGGAUAUCAUUGCCAGUUUCAUCCGCACGAUUGCUUACAAUCGGGCUAGUUACAUGGCAGUAGAAUGCGCGUUCCAACUGCGCACGGGUUGCUGGUGAGAGCAACGCCGUUUUCCUGCAACGUUGAAUUGCCCUGUGGUUGAGAAGGGGUCAACGGAAGCGUCAAACAACUUGUUGGAGACGCUGUCGACCCAUGUCGAGUAACAGUGCUCGAUUGAUAAUAUUGUAAACAGCGUAAUAUUGUAUCCAAUGAGUUUUCUUUCUGCUGCCGCCGAUACACGAUUCUUCGAUAAUUUGCAGCGGGCAAACUACAUAAAACAACGAACGACGUUUUAUCUGGCUGAGCUAGUAGGAGAAAUUGAUAUAAUAGCUUAACAGGAGCAGGUAAACUAGAAUGGCAAAUAUCCGUGAAUAGAUGUGAUCAGGGAUGGAAAAGAAGCAAGAUGGUAGGACGUGGAAGGAGAGGUCAACAUCGAGCGAUAAUCGUUCAGGAAUAAUUUUGGUUCGUAUCGAAUCAAUGCAAGGGUCGAGGUACGCCAAGUAGGUCGCCACAAAUCCCAUUGCUGCCAACGUGACAAACCAGCCCGUGCAGCGCUGCACGCUCGCGCGCGGAACCUCGUUAACUUCGCGACUGGUGGAAACACCGCGGCAAAAUAGCGGCCAGAACACCCGCCGUUGUUACAUCGACGAUAGUUGCCUCGCUGCUGCGACCACCCAACUAAUCCUUUACCCUCCGGAAAAGAUACACUACCUUCGCAAUAUUAUCAAGUCUUGGGUAACUCCGCAACAAUGAAACCAAACAAAAGAUGCUUUCUUCUUCUUUUUUUUUAAUAUUCCUAAUUGUUUAAUAUGGUUAAAUACACAACUGUUGCCUGUUCAGAUACACACAUCAGACAAAUUUCAACUCCAUUAACAACCAAUAAAUCUUACGCAGAAAUAAUGAAAUCAAUCACUAAUCAAACAGAGCAAAUGCACAAGGAGAGAAACAAUUAGACAGUCUAGGUAAACUAGACAAAUUGGUACCAAACUUAACCACCUAAAUUGUCGAUAAUGCUAGAGAUACCUUGGUUAAUCCUUCGAGUGUUCACAAUACCUAGCAAAAGUGUUAAAGUUUGAUAUGUAACGAACGAGGGAGGUACAACGAAUUAGGAAUUUUGGAUACAUUUAUUCGGUAUAUUGUACCAUAGUGUGUGGCUGUGGAUGUUUAUAUAAUUUUUGUGAACGUAAUUAGGAAAAUAGAAGAUUGACCAAGUUCGAAGCAUUAUCCAUUUCCAGUGUUGGCUUUGUGACGCACGGAUUAAAUACUAAAGACGUUAACAUCGGAAAGACAUUUAUCGAUAUGAUAUUUCUAGGAAAUCAUAGUUACACACGGAGGAGAAACCAGUCGCCUAGAAAACGCUCUACGUUGAGAAAAAACGAGGACUGGCAAGAGAGUUGCCUGGUGAAACGGACGAUGAAAACUAUCGAAAUCUCUUCGGAAUUUCACAAGAUUCGAUUAACAUUAAAUCGAACGUAGCACACAACGAGGAACUGCAGAGUGCAUAACCUCGGUUAACAGACGCCUGCGUGGUUGCGCGAUGAAAGCCUAUGGUUCAGAAUCCUCAAAUAGCGGAAUCGAAGAGCGUGGUAUCCCGUCAAGCAGGGCGAGGAUAGCCAUCCCAUCCUAACUCUCUCGAGUUUCCAGUUGGCGUGAUUGAAAGGCCUCCAAGACGUCGACUCCGUCGGUGAUCAAGUUAUCGGGGGGUGGAACAGGUGGAGGUGGGGAGCAAUUGUCCCCAGGGCCUGGCCCACCUCCCCCACCGUCCCCAACCGAGCAUACCGAUGCUCACGAGAACGAUGGUGCCACCGCCACGUCAAAACGCAUUGACAGCUUUCCACAGAGCGCUGAAACCACCAUGAGCUUCGUCUUAAAGUUGGGCACCGUAGAAACAUCCCUCGAGAAGAAGAAUUCUAGCAGUAGUCAGCCGUCCUCGUCGGUGAAUCAAGAAACAUCGAAUACGACGGGAACCGACGAUGCCGGCGGCAAACCACAGAUCCUUCAAUGUUUGGAGAGUGCCGCAGAAAUUCCAACUGGUCAUGUUAUUUCCUUUUCCACCGUGAAAUCAGUUAGCGUUACCUAUCCAGUAGCAAAGGCCGUUAGGGAGGUGCAGAGAAUCACUGGACCUCAAACGAAUACCACCCAGGUGCUGUCGACUCGCGUCAUCUCUCAGAAAUUACCGUCGUCUAGCCAUCAAACACAGCCCGCGCCUUUAACGCUGAACGCAUCCUCCAAUGUAACCCAUGUUCCGGUAAACGCUCAAUCUUUAUCAUCUCCAGGUAGCGGAGUAGCACAUGUGUAUCCUUUGCAGCAUGCCACAGUAUCAACGCAGAGCAAACAGCAAACUAGAAAUCAGGUGGUCGUCACCUGUGAGGGCAAGCAACAACAGCAACAGACGACCACGAUAUCUAGUUUGCAGGCUAGCAUGCCUUUAAAAGUCCAACCGGUCCCUUCGCAGCUUGUCGUAAGCAACAACGCGGUUAGAGCCAUCACUACCGCGACUUCAUUACCCAACAUUCAAAGGAUACACGUGAAAACGCAAAAUCUCGUCGGACAGGGUCAGACGGUUAACUUGCAGAAAGUGAAGACUGUGACGAAUGUCAGUCAAGGGGUAACCGUGCAGAGGAACUCCGUACCUAGGAUACAGACCGCACAGAAGAGCCAAAUGUCGUCGACUGGUACCGCUCAAACCACCCAGUUUGCUGUUAAUCAAGUCACGAACAAUACCAACGUACAGAGAGCCCAACAACAAGGGAAUUCGACGCUUCAAAAAGCGCAAGCAAACGCCGCGAACACGCAGAAAGUAGCGCAGGUCUACAAUAACCAAAAGGUAUCGUCGCAGAUGUUAAGUAGCCAUCCGAAUCAUAAAGCACAACUACAACAGAUACCGGGUAAUCAACAGCAGGGAUUACAGAAAUUACAGGUUCAGUCGCAGAAGACCGUGACUGUGCCUAGGCAGCAAUCGAACGCUGCGACGGUGAAUAACGCCCAAAAAUGUGGCAACUCCGUAGGUGGUAUGCAGAAGGUACAAGUAAUGGGGCAAGUACAAUGUCAGCAACAGUUACCGCAGGUUCAGAAACAUGUGCAACAAGUUCAGCCGUCGACGCAGCAUCAGAGAUCACAAACUGCGACGGCUUUGCAAAAGUCUCAGACUGCGACCACGGUUAAUUCCAGCAGAGUACAAUCUUUCGCGAGCGCUUGCAAGAGUAACAGCGUUCCGAAUAUCAAUAAAACGCUCCAGAACGCCAACUUAUUAACCGUAAACAAACAACCAGUGAUCUCACAGCCACAACAAUCGCAGCAAGUACAUAUCCAGAACUCGUCCCAAUUGCAACAACAGUUGCUACAGCAAACUUCGCAAGCACAGCAACAAUCGCAGCAACAAGCGGCGCAGAAACAACAGCCUCAGCAGCAACAACAAGCGAAUACGAAUCCACAAACACAGAAAAGUCACAGUAUUACGAAUGUUCACCAAAAGGUUGCGACGAUCGCCGCGACCAUCCCUAAUAACCAGCGAACUCAGGUAGUUAACUCUAAGAUACAACAACAACAAAUGGUCAUGAGAGUAGGUGUGACGAAGAAUCAAGCGCAAAAUUUACAGCAGAGCAACUUGAAAAGUAGUGUACCUCAGAAAAUUGCAAAUACCGUAAAAACUUCGAACUCGCAGAACGUCGUGCAACAGUCGUUGCAUAGAAAUGCGAAUGCGCAGCCAGUGAAAAUAAUUCAGCAACAACAGAAUGUUAUAGGGCCGCAGAAUGCUCAAAAACAGCCUGGAUGCAUCAAAACGAUACCUCCUCAAAAACCAGCUCAAAGGAAUCACACGCAAAAAGUAGCCGGUAUUAAGACCUCUCUAAAUACGAACGUAGCUGCGGUGAAAGGUCAAGGUUCGGCAACUGCGAUCGCACAAAAGGCAAGCAUCAAAACCUUGCUCCCUCAACAAACUGUUGCCACGAAUAUGUUGAUGCAUAAAAAUCAGCCGAUUAAAAUACAGCAACAGGCUAUACAACAAAAACAACUUAUUACAACGUCACAGUUUUCCCAGCAAGUUAGACAACAAUCUGGACAAGUAAAGACGUUACUACCAGUAACUAGCAUGGAACCUCGCAAAGAUGUUGAGAACAAAAUUGAACCCGAGCUGCGUGAAUCUAAAGAAGACGAACGUCAACAACGUCCUAUAACUCCAAUUAUAAGAAUACCUCCGCCUUACGAGUGUCUUCAGUACGUCCUACAGGAUCACAAUUAUGGGGCACCACCACCACGAACACCGUCACCUCCGUCACCCCCAUCUCAUGCAAAACAGCCUAUCAACGGUGCCGGAAGUUCGUCUACAACUUCUCAGCAUCCUUACAUUUAUGGAAAAGUUGUUAGUGGCGCUAAUAUGGACGACGAUGCAGGCAGUGCUAUCAGUAGCGAAAUAGGCAGGGACGCAGAACUGGAAGGCGAAGAAACCGAAACUGCUCCCGAGGGUGAAGGGGAUGAUGAAGACAGUGUUACUAGAUGUAUAUGCGACUUUGAACAUGAUGAUGGAUACAUGAUCUGUUGUGAUCGUUGUUUAGUUUGGCAACACGUUGAUUGCAUGGGUAUAGAUCGUUCUAACAUUCCUGACGAAUACCUCUGUGAGAUUUGUCGACCGCGACGAGUAGAUAGGCAAAGAGCUCGUGCUUUGCAAAUGCGUAAACGCGAGGAAUUACUAAAUUCAGAUACAUCAUCCGAUACAUCGUCCACCAGUUCGGCAGAUACUGACGUUGGGGUCAGUACGAUCCCCAAGAAACGAACUUUGCAACAGCAAAUUCCUCGACGAAAAUCCGAACCACCGCAAGUAAGACGACUGAACAACAAUAACAACAACAAUAAUAAUAACGUCGCGAAAAGGCAGAGGAGAGAUUCUCAUCCGAGACAAUCCAGUGCUGUUCGUAAAAAGGAAGCUACAAAACGAGGCCCGGGUAAACGCAAAGCUAAACGGAGAAUGAGUUUGGAAGAUAAAGAAGAGGAAAUUCAAGAUACGUGGAGCUCCAACGUCGCGCCACUAAGACAGUGGAUCGAACGUUACGAGGAAGCAGUGACAAAUCAUUAUAGUCCAGAAUUACGAGCCAGGAUAUCAUCUAUCAAAGUAAAUGGUACACACAGCGAUUUGAGACAGAGUAACAUGAAUGUCAUUGCCACCGGAAAGUGUAGGCUCAACGUACAUAGUAACAACGUUAGGUUUCUGGUAGCAACGAUGUAUCUCCCACCAAACACACCCGUCGUUGAAUUACGAGGAAAGUAUAUGUUAAGUACGCAACAUCGACCGUCCUAUCCUCAAGGAAGGCAUCAUACCCAGAGGCCCGGACCCUUUGUAUUCUUUUAUCGAUUACCACGAGACGGAACAGAAGUCUGUGUAGACACAAGAACGUAUGGAAACGAUGCUAGAUUUGUGCGACGUAGUUGUAAACCUAACGCGGAAGUGAAACAUUGUAUAGAAAAAGGAACGUUACAUUUGUAUAUUGUGACUACAAGCGCGAUUGAGAAAAAUGCCGAAAUUACGAUCAGACACGAACAGCAUGAUCUCUUGUUAUCGCCUAAUCCAAAUGGCCCCAUGAUGCCCAUUGUCUGUGCGUGUAAUAACCCAAGGGAAUGUCAAAUAGUGUCUCUAAAUCAGUUGAAUAGAAGAGGAAGCAACGGAGCAUUGGCUGAGAAUGCAGAUGGCCGAGAGCGGAGACGAAGGGGUAGACGAAACACAAUUUGCGAGGACAGCGAUUCCUCAACCGUGAUAUCCAAUAAUACUGUCAUCACGCAACCUGCACCACCGCCGACGACAGUGUCAUCAUCGGUAUCCGCGCCACCAAGAAGGACAAUUACAACCACCGUUGCAAAUACGGUGCGCCAAAUACCUAAAGAAGAACCGUUGACGUUAGUGCAACAGCCGCAAACUUCUCCGAAUUUAAGUCAACCAAUAGUGCCAGAGACUAAGAAAGACAAGAAGAAGAUGACGAGAGAAGAGAGAAAGAUGGAAGCUAUUAUGAAAGCUUUCGAGAGGCUCGAGAAAGCGGAACAAAGGAAACAAGAAGUUCAAGCACGAAAUGCACAGCGGAAGGAGUCUGGUGGUACGCAUAGCGAUAACGAAGAUAGUCAUAGCGUCACGAUACAAACAAAGCAAAAACAACAAAAUUCCGAUAGACCUUUAAGGCGGAAGAGAAGAAAGGGUAGAGCAAGAACUACUAGUACUUCUCAAUCGCAAAGUAGCAGUCGAAGAACCAGAUUGAACUCCGCGGAUUCGGACGAAUCGUCCGGAGAAGAAAGCAAUUCGAUGCAAUCGCCACCUUUGUUGAGUCAAAAUCAUUCGCAAAGUCGAGAUGUUCCUUAUCACCUGCAUACUUCUGCCAAAAAUACGAACGAGAGCGUGACUACAGCUGCUCAUCAAGGAAUACCAACGGCUGCUGGUUUACUGUUGGCUUUAGCAAAUUCUAACGCACCCGGACCGAGUUCACCUCCUUUGCAACAACCAACGCCAGUUAAAAGUCCAACCUGUGACAGCGGUGCAAGCAGCAGCUCCCAAAGUUCAACUCCAUCCACUCCUUUAUCCUCGGCUUGCUUGUUAGUCGCAGCAGCAGUUGGUCCUCUAGCUCCUGGCUUCAAAUUUCCGAAAACCAAGAAAGUUCUAAUGAAUGAAUGGUUAAAAGAGUCGCCCGAUCCACCGCAAAGCAAUAUAUCUCAGAUAUCACCAUUGCCAGCAUUACCACCGGCUUCUGCGACGAAUUCGAUAAAUCCUCUUUGCAGGUCUUCGGAUUUUUCUUUACCGACAGACUCAUCCGCAGAAUUCUUAACACAGAGUUAUGCAGCCAAAAGUUUAGCCACUCUUGUGCAGGCAGCGAAUUCGGUAUCUGGAAUAUGCGAUUCACCGCCACAACGCAAACAACAGGCAAUCAGUGGAAAUACGGUUUGCCCUGUUUCUACGGGAUCUGCCAAGAAAAGAUGGUUACGUCAAGCCAUUUCUGAAGAAUGUGAUUCACCAAACAGUCGACCGGAGAGUCCGCCGGCCAGUGAAAUGGUAGCUCCACCGAAGAAAAGAAGAAUAGCUAGAGAAAGUUUAUCGUCAGACAAUUACACUCCACCCACUACACCUACUAUGUUAGUCCCUGAGUCCACUCCGAACAAUAGAUCUUUGUGUCCUGUUGAAGACGAUUUCAUCGAGCACCUACAAUCCUCGUUGGUUGAUCAGAAUGAAGAAGGUCACACGACAACAGAAUCUGUAAAGCAGGAGGUUGCCUCACACGAACACGCGAAUUCAAACGAGGCCGUACGACAAAAACUUUCGAUAGAUAUUCCACAGGAUUUUCAUCUUAAAACUGUAAAAUCCGAGAAACAUUUAGUGAUAGACACUUCGAUAAUGAAAGAAGAGAACAUCGGGAUGAAGAAAGAAGAGAAAGAUGAAAUGGAUUGUGACACUUACAUGCACUUGGAGUCAAAAUCUUUUAUCAAGAAUGAAUUGCAAUCUGUUAAAAACGAAUUGGUUGGACAUCAGAAAAAUAAGAGCAAAAAGGAAUAUAUUAUAAAGAAAGAAGAGAAUUUGGAUAUGGAAAAGGGUACCGUCGAGAUAGUCGAUCAAAACGAAGGAGAUACAGAAAUGGAAGAUUUCAGCUCUCCGAUCGCUGUUAUGGAAUCGGAUGCAAUUCUGAAGGAACGCGUGGCUGAGAUGAAACUGGAAUUCGGAGGUAAUAUAAGUGAGAUGGUUAAAGUUGAAGAUGAUAAGUGUGAUGAUGAUAAAAGAUUCGAAGACGUGAAGUGCGAAAUGAAAUCUGACGACAACAUGUCGAUCGACGAAUUUGACGUCGAAGCUCAAAUGAAGAAAAUUACUGGCGACGAUGGAAAUGAUUAUAAGGAAAAAGUAGACACUAGCUCGGAGAAGGAUAAAAGCAUGGAUGGUAUUGAGGGUUUAAUGGAGAGCUCCAAAGAAGAUUCUGAAUCUGACGAUAAAGAAAUAGAUGAUGUGAAAUACGAGUCGCCAUCGUUCAAAUCAUUCAAUUUAAACCACGAGGAAAAGUUAUUCAAAGAAUUCGGAAGUAAACCCGAACCAGAAUGUAUCAUUGAGAAUAGCAUUAAAGAAAUCGAACAGAGCCAGGAAUCUCAGAAAAUUGAACAGCCGUCCGCGUUCGUUACUUCAUCCGAAGAAUCCAUUUUUGAGUCUGUAUCUUCCAAUAUGGACACAGAAUCUAUCACAGAACCACCAAAGAGUUUUCAUUCCAUUCCACCAUUAAGUGAACGAAUUCGUAAAAAGACAGAAGCAACAAAUGCUCCAAAAAGCCAAUUGAAUUUUGAAGCAGCUAUUAUCGAAUCUACCAUUGAUAUGGAGACGGAAGAUGAAUCCAAAAAUGGUGAACAAAAGUCUAUGCUCUCGACGGCGUUAAGAGAAUUGCUGGAAGCUAAGUUGGAUGAUCUAACAAACGAGAGCGCUAAAGAAGAAGUGAUCGAAGAAAAUAAUACACCAUACAUCGAGCCAAAGUCUGAAACUUCUGAGCAGAUUAUAGAGAUACAAGAGUCUACGACAAAACCAACCCCUCAAAAUGUUCACAAUGAAGAAACUCCAGUAAAAGAGGAUGAAGCUCCGCCUAAGGAAAUUAAACGAUUAAAGGACCCGAGAACUGUCGUUCCAAAUAGUAUGCCAGCUCCUGCAUUUAAACCCGAAACAAUCCCUCCUGUUAAACGAAAGUUGUCCAUAUCCGAAUACCGUAAACGCAAACAGCAAUCGUCUGGCACGCCUCCAGAACCUGAACCGUCAAGUGAUGCUUCUGCAACAGAUAAGGGAGGAGCUAGAGGUAGAUCAGACAGUGCGAGCAGUGGAACUUCGUCGCUCAGUUCCGAUGAGGAAGGUUCUAAAAUCUCAUUAUCUCUUGAUGUACCGACCUUAACCACAUUACCGCUUUUCACGAACACGGAAGGCGAGGAAAAGAAAGGUGGUGAGGAAGGGACAAUUGGUUGGUCUGCCGCGCCAACUUUAGUUGAACGUCAAAGAGAAAAUCUUACAGAAAGAUUGAAACGAGAAUUUGGAUUGUUCCUCAGCGACGACGAAGAGGAAAGAGCUCGCAAACAUGGUUUAACGGCAGAGGCAAUACUGAAAGCGCGUAAAACAUCUCCGCCUCAUCCUACUGUAUCAAAUACUCCACCAGGUUAUCCGGUACCUCAAUUGCCUCCUCAACCCUAUAUACCUCCUCCAGGAUCUGCAUCCAUUCAUUAUUCUCAGUUCCAAGCUAAACCUUGUCCCGUUCAGUACCCAAACUUCACAGUUCCACAGAAUUCUUCGCAACAAGUCUAUUCGAACGCUACACCUCAGACAUCUGCGAAUAAACAGCCACAACAAUUUUUAGUACCCCAAGCGUCUCAAGCACCACCAGGCUCAAAUCCGUAUCCUCCCCAGUUUAUUCCGCCGUCUACCACAGCAGUAUCGAUCUCCAAGUACACGCCUGUUACACCGCCACCUGGAAAUCAAAUGUAUCCUCCAUCUGGCCAAUCACAGAAACAGUUUUAUAAUCACCCGGCACCAAGGUCUUAACCCACAUAAAAGGUAGCGCUGUCGAAAAGUUUUUAGCUGGAAAAAUUUUUAUUAGACUUCGUCGAAUCGCGAGUUAAUUUGUCGAUUGGUUUCGAACAAAAGCGAAACUCGCAGCUGGUCGCUUAAUUCCAUUAGAUUAAAGUGUUAAGUUAUCCUCCCUGGCCUGAGAGAAGGGAAGGGGGUGAAACAAGAUAUCUUGAGUGGAACAGAAUAUAAAUUCACGAUCUCUUCUAUUUAACGUCAUUCGUGUUCUAGCAAAAGGGUAUUUAGGUUAUAUGAUAAGAUGAUGAUUCGCGCACGCAACUGACAGUAAAUCAGAAGAGAUUCGUGAUACCAGGUGCUACACUGUUCUCUCUUGUAUCAAAAACGUUAAUGCGCGUACAUCGUUGAUUGUGAAAGGAGAAACAAGGAAUAUUAAUACUACUGAUGGUUUCGGAGACGCACUCGAUGGAAUUCGCGUGGCCUAAAGUGAUAAUUAAGUAUUUUAAACAGAAAAAAAAGAAAUCGAAAGGAAUAAAAGAAAAUAAAACGUAGUGCUCUCACGCAUUAUACGACCGUGUUUAAGGAAACUACUGGCAUCUAAGCAUUAUGGCCAAAAGUGUAUUGUACGCCGCGUACACUUUUUAUAUCGGAGAAUUGGUGCCCUAAAAAACGUUUAUAUAUAGCACUAGUCCAAUUAUGGCGAAAUUAUAACAAAGAUGAAAUUAAUCCGAACGAUAAUCGUGAUAUUCGGAGCCCACAUGUGACAAUUAUAUAUAUUAUAUAUGUAUACACACAUACACAAAAACAGAUACACAAAAUGUGCAUACCAAUAUUAUACAAUUUUUCUGUAAAUAUCAUUUGCAUAUAUGCAUAAUAUAACGGUAUCGAAAUGUACAUUUAAGUUAAAGAUCGAGGGAGAGAUACAGAAAAAAUUCAAACACUGUGCUGUGAGUUGCAAUUUUUAUUUUUAUUUUCAUGUUUUAUUUUUUCCUUUUUUCUUUUUUUUUCUUAAUAGAAAGAACAAAAAAGGAAAGAGUAUCGGCUUGAUCGGAAUUUUAGGAAAAGUAAAUAAUAAAUUCAAGUGAUGAUAUCACUGUAUAGUGCCAGGUUUAUUAUAGGACAAUUGGAGUUUUCGCUUUUUGAUUCCAUUGUGACGAUUCUAUGGGAAGGAAACAGGCCUGUUUAGGGUAAAAUUGUACAGGUCCUAGACUGAAUGUUCCCACGUAUCGAUUUCGUCACUCUGACACAUCUUUUCUUUUAAGAAUUGUUCUUUUGCGCUCAAAUUUUCUAAUUUCUCUUCGUUGUUUUUCUAUAACACGAUCGACAGUACAACAUGUUUUUAGUUGAUACUGAGAGGCGUCUCCGCGACAAAUAUCUUUUAUUUGACGAUCUGUGGAAGUCCUGAAACUAAACAUUCAUUCUGAAGUACAAAGCUCUUUAAGAGGCGAUUUAGAGAAAGAAUGUAUAAAAGAGAGAAAGAGUGGGAGAGAAAGAGAGAGGGAGAGAGAGAGAGAGAGAGAGGAAGAGAAUAUAAGUUGCAGUAAGAAAGAAGAAAUUAGUAUGACAGGAGAAUCGUAAGCUAUUUUUUGUAAACGAAAAAGUGAGAAAACGAAUUAACGAAUACAUAGGUAGAGUGCAUCUUUUUCGUUCUCGAAAUUUGUAAAUUGUUCUAGUUGUUCUAUACGCGUAUUAAAAAGGAUAUCUAAUUUUUUGUUUUUCUAAAAGUUUAUUUAUUUGUGUUGUAAAUCUAUUUUCGUUAUUUUCUUUUCUUCCUUUUUAGUCCGGUGAUCAUUAAUUUUGUUGUAUUUUUAUUUGACGAAUGUAAAUGGUACAUUUGAUUAAGGACAAUUCUCCCAGUGUACACAGCGGUGUAAUUUAAGAUUAGCGUGUUGUACAAAGAUUUCAUAUCGGAAUUCUCGCGUAUUUGUCGUGUGUACAUAUAUAUAUAUUAAAUGCGUUAAUUAAUUACGAUUUCUUAUUGGGAGUUCCUUGUUGUAAUAUGAGUUAUAACUGUCCGGCUUUUGUAUAUUUCGCAGAUUUUAGACUCAUGGUUAACAUUCUACCCAAAAGAAAUACACACAACGAAUUACUUUUCUCGGUCGAAGGGAAAAUUUCUAGCUGAAAAGAGUUUAAACUUUGCUGAAUCUGAAGGCCAUAAAUAUUUCUUACUUUCCGCUGAUCUUUUCCCAUGUGCAACAACAAUUAUAAACAUCAUAGUAUAUAGGAAGCAAUUAUCGAAUCAAACAUUAAACACAGUACUAGAGGAAGAAAAGCAUUUUGAUCGAUAUACUUGAUGUCUAAAGAACUGAAAACUUUUCGAGGUACUAAAUUUUACUUAUUCGCACAGACAAAGAAAAAUAAAGUAUUUUCUAAUAACGAUGAAGUGAGAAAUUAUGUACAAUUUAAGAUUUCGAUAACAACGUUUCGGAUAAAUGAAAAAUAUAUUUAAUACGUAUACAUAUAGUUUCUCGAAGAGUUUUCACGAGCCAACAGAUCAAUCUGUUCAUCACUUUUUUACGUAUUCAUUCAGUUUCAAACGAAUAGUCAAAAAGUGAUCACAAUUGGUAAAUUUAUGUAGUUACAAAAAAUGCGAGGUUUUAGCAAACGACAAAGCCACGUUUUACUGUUGUAACAUGCUUAAAACACAAAUUUUUAAACACGACAUUAAAGUUUAGAGAGAUCUGUAACUAGGGAAUAAGAUAUUAAAAAAAAAAAAAAAAACGGAAUACAGAAGAAUGAAUUUUACUGAAAUCCCACUGCAUUCUAUGGAUUUCGCUAGUAAUAGAAAAAAUAUAAAACUACAGUGUAUCGAGUUCUUCAACUACUUACUGUUUAACUUGUGUUUAUUUGACUGCAGAUUUUAUUAAAAAAAAGAAAACGAAAGAGAAGGAGCAUAAACAAAAUAAUGACAUGGAAAAAUACUUGCAAUUGGAGAAAAAACGCUAUGGGGAGAGCUAAACGAGCGAUAUUUUUGGCAUUUGGUAUUCCUUUAUACUUUAGCCGAUAUUUUGUAAUAAACAUGUAUACUAGUGUAAGUUACUUGUGUUAACCAGGUGCGAAUGUGAGAUAGGGGUGUGUAUAGCUUUAUGUUCAUCACCUGGUUGGCAGUACUGUGAAACUUGUACAUACUUUUGUAAGAUAAAUUUAAGUAUGAAUGUCUCCUUUGAGAUCUUUCGAAAGAAAAAAGGAAACAUCUAUUAAGAGGCGAGUGGAAAAAUCCACAGAAAAAAAAAACAGAGAACGGAAAUUGAAAGGAAAAGUAAGAAAAAAACAGAAGAAUGGUAAUGAAAUUGCUUUUUGCGAUUACACAUACGUUCAGCUUUAUAAUGUAUUCUAUUCGUUGUAUAAUUCUCUCUCUGAUUGCUCUAACCUAUCUGUAUAAUGGACAUUCUGAUAAAGUGACAAAGGCGUUCUGUUGCUACAUAUAAAGAUAUAAGUAAGCCGUGUUAUAGAGAUGAGAAGACGAAAAACUUAGCAAAAAACUCGUUAGUACAAUAGUUUCAAUGUUGUAAAUAAAACAGAUCAGUAGUAGUUAUUAUUAUUAUUAUUAUUAUUAUAUUAUUAUUAUUAUAUGUACAUAUAUAUAUAUACAUACACAUAUAUAUAUACAUAUACAUAUAUAUAUAAAAGAGAAAGUUCGUCUCUAUAAUUAUACCUGAACACAUAAUUUUUUUAUUUGCAAUUCAUUGUUACAUGUAUGUGCCUAGUUAUUAGCCACGUUGCAGUAUAUUCUACAUUGUAUAAUAAUUUAAUUCGUACUAUCGAUUAUUGGAUGUAACAAGCUCUCCGAUAUCAACCUCUAUAUGAAUAUAAUAUUAUGGCGUAACGUGUAAAGAGCUCAUAUUUAGGCAUACAUGAAAUUUAAUAAAUCGGAAUACAUUUUACGAAUUAA
This is a messenger RNA of Bombus pyrosoma, 13982 nucleotides long. RefSeq lists its product as uncharacterized. NCBI's taxonomy places the organism in Eukaryota, Metazoa, Arthropoda, Insecta, Hymenoptera, Apidae. Gene Ontology annotation, molecular function: protein binding. Bases 2441 to 10108 code for a protein of 2555 amino acids. The transcript is spliced from 15 exons. The record is from RefSeq and is a predicted model, not a curated record.